AUGAAGGUGAUAUGUAUUUUAUUAGUCCCGUUGAGAUGCUUGGUCGCUUUCAAUCACUCUUGGAUAAGCAUGAGCAAAGUCUUUGGGAGAUUUUUGCAUAAUUUGUAUGUCAAGGAUACAGACAAAAUAUUUCUCGGCAUUGUGGGUUGGAUCGAACACUUCUUGAACAUUUUGAGGGCUAAAUUCAAGGACCCAGAAAGCGUUACUCUUGAUUUAGCCAGUCUUAAGCCUUCGUCGCCAAUUGAUAAGGAUCGGUUUGUGGACGAGGUUGAUGGCAGGAUGAUUUUGAUACUUAAGAAGAGAAAAAUGUUAAAGGACCUUUUGAGCAAAUCAGCGACUAAUUCAAUGAAUGCCCAACUGGGUGAAUGUAAAGGUUCAUCGGAUACUCCAAGUCCAUACGAAAUUCAACAAUCCAGUUUGCCACAUCAAAAAGCCAUUGACGAAGAAUGGAAAAAGAUUAACGACAAUGUGAUUAACAUGAAUACGGCUGAUAUUGGUUUAGCUGCAGAUGAUAUCGAGGAGUUCAAUUUGCUCACAGAACACGAUAACAAAAGUGACGAUAAAGCCGGUGAUUUCGAUGCCGUGCGCCUAGAAGGCAUGAGAAAAAUUACACUCUUAGAUAAGAGUGUACAAGAAUACCCUCAAACGGAAAUACUCAAAUUACGAGACGCUGUUCAUCAGGAAUUAUGCAAGAUGUUACUUCGGGGAGGUGGUUAA
Messenger RNA from Clavispora lusitaniae ATCC 42720, 717 nucleotides. Lineage: Eukaryota; Fungi; Ascomycota; Pichiomycetes; Serinales; Metschnikowiaceae. The record is from RefSeq and is a predicted model, not a curated record.